This is a messenger RNA of Neopsephotus bourkii (Bourke's parrot), 3455 nucleotides long. It is a transcript of the gene MAP3K21, whose product is annotated as mitogen-activated protein kinase kinase kinase 21. The record is from RefSeq and is a predicted model, not a curated record. The coding region runs from base 101 to 3313 and encodes 1070 amino acids. Gene Ontology annotation, biological process: protein phosphorylation. The transcript has 11 exons. NCBI's taxonomy places the organism in Eukaryota, Metazoa, Chordata, Aves, Psittaciformes, Psittacidae. Gene Ontology annotation, molecular function: protein binding; ATP binding; JUN kinase kinase kinase activity.
UCCCCUCCCGCGGCUCCCGCUCGGCGGCUGUGGCGGCAGGUGAGGAUGCGGCUGGGCGCGCGCCCCCGCGUCGGCGGCCGCCGGGGCUGAGGUUGCUGCCAUGGCUGUGCCGGGCGCUGGGGCGGCGGCCACCGCCGGCGGUGGCGGUCCGUGCCCGCUGUGGACAGCGCUGUACGACUAUGAGGCGAGCGGCGAGGACGAGCUGAGCCUGCGGCGGGGGGACGUAGUGGAGGUGCUGUCGCAGGACGCGGCCGUGUCCGGCGACGACGGAUGGUGGGCGGGGAAGAUCCGCCACCGUCUCGGCAUCUUCCCCGCCAACUACGUGACCCGGCAGCCCUGCGGCGGAGCGGCUGCGGCGGGCAGCGGCAGCGGGCAGAGGGACCCCCCGGGGAGCCUGACGGAGAUCGACUUCCAGCACCUGGAGCUGCAGGAGAUCAUCGGGGUGGGGGGCUUCGGGAAGGUGUACCGGGCCACCUGGCGCGGCCGCGAGGUGGCCGUGAAGGCGGCGCGGCAGGACCCCGACGAGGACAUCACGGCCACAGCGGAGAGCGUGCGGCAGGAGGCCAAGCUGUUCUCCAUGCUGAGGCACCCCAACAUCAUCGCCCUGCACGGGGUCUGCCUGCGGGAGCCCAACCUCUGCCUUGUUAUGGAGUUCGCCCGCGGCGGCUCCCUCAACAGGGCCCUGGCCGCCGCCGCUGCUCCCGGGGCCGGGGCUGCCCGCGGGGGCCUCCGCAUCCCCCCGCACAUCUUGGUGAACUGGGCGGUGCAAAUUGCCCGCGGCAUGCUUUACCUGCACGACCAGGCCAUCGUCCCCAUCCUGCACCGGGACCUCAAGUCCAGCAACAUUUUGUUGCUAGAGAAGAUGGAACAUGAUGAUAUUUGUAAUAAAACUCUGAAGAUUACAGACUUUGGUCUGGCUAGAGAGUGGCACAGAACAACCAAAAUGAGUGCAGCAGGGACAUAUGCGUGGAUGGCUCCAGAAGUUAUCAAGUCUUCCAUGUUUUCUAAAGGAAGUGAUAUUUGGAGUUAUGGAGUGUUGCUGUGGGAACUGCUUACAGGAGAAGUUCCUUACCGUGGCAUCGAUGGCCUUGCUGUGGCUUAUGGAGUUGCUGUCAAUAAGCUUACUUUGCCCAUUCCAUCCACCUGCCCUGAACCAUUUGCAAAACUUAUGAAAGAAUGCUGGGAGCAGGACCCUCAUAUCCGACCAUCGUUUGCCUUAAUUCUUGAACAGCUUACUGCCAUAGAAGGGGCAGUUAUGACUGAAAUGCCUCAAGAAUCUUUCCAUUCCAUGCAAGAUGACUGGAAGUUGGAAAUUCAGCAGAUAUUCAAUGAAUUGAGGACCAAGGAAAAAGAACUUCGAUCACGAGAAGAGGAGUUGACAAGAGCAGCACUUCAGCAAAAAUCUCAAGAAGAAUUACUUAAACGCCGUGAGCAGCAGUUAGCAGAACGAGAGAUUGAUGUACUGGAGCGUGAGCUCAAUAUCAUGAUAUUCCAGUUAAACCAAGAGAAACCUAAUGUGAAGAAGAGGAAGGGCAAAUUUAAAAGAAGCAGGUUAAAACUUAAAGAUGGACACAGAAUUAGUUUGCCUUCAGAUUUCCAGCACAAAAUAACAGUGCAGGCAUCCCCCAAUCUGGAUAAGAGGAGGAGUUUAAACAGUAACAGCUCCAGUCCAUCAAGUAGCCCCACAAUAAUUCCUCGUCUUCGAGCUAUACAAUUGAUUCCCAAAACAGAUACACACACAACUAAUGGCCGAAGAAACAGUGUAUAUGUGUACCAGCAAGAUGUAGAUAUCACAAGUGAAUGUGAACUUCCCAUUGAGGUUAUGAAAAAAGGCAAGAUUUCAUUGUGUUUCAAAGUAACUUCAGAUGAAAGCAACAGAACUUGGGGAAGGAGCACAACUUAUCACCAAGAAGAGUUUGAAGAUGUGAAGAGAAGUUUUAAAAAGAGAGGUUGUACAUGGGGACCAAGUUCAGUUCAAAGCAAGGAUCGUGCAGAUUGUAAGGACAAAAUAAGACCCCUUUCAGACGGCAGCAACCCUUGGUCGACUGUUUUAAUGAAAAAUCAGAAGGGUGUUCCCUUAGCUUCACUAUUUGUGGACCAAGGUGUCUGUACUGAUAAGAAGCUUCUCCCUGAAGGUUUGGACAGUAAAAGACCAAAGCCUAUUAAGUUGCCGAAUCAGGCCUAUAUAAAUCUACCUCUGUGGAAAGAUGAUCAGGGAGAGAAUACACUAGAACAUGAGAGCUUUGAAGAAGGAACCUCUGCUAGUUCUACAAAUAGUACUCCUCAAAUGACACCUACAAACAGUCUGAGCAGGACGCUGCAGAAGAAGAAGACUGAUUCAGUACUGUAUGGCUGUGCUGUCCUGCUUGCAUCUGUUGCUCUGGGUUUAGAUAUCAGAGAGCUGAACAGACCACAGGGUCCAGAUGAGCUCUUGCCUAAGGAUGAGAAGAAGAAGCGUGAUGGAAUAUUUCAGCGAACUUCAAUAUUUCGUAGGAGUGCCAGCCCUACACGACUACAGACCAAGAAAGAGGAAACAAGUAUUCCAACCCUAAAUCCAGCUGCAAAUACUGUGAAUCUUCUCUCUAUGCCCUCCAUUUCUACAAAAUGUUUACUUCAGCCUGACAGUGAAGAUGCAUUUGUAAGCACUGUGCUUGAUGAUUGUGGUCCAUGUAGUUCUACUGAUGACUUUUCAUCUGAAACUUCAGAAAGUAAGAGAGAACAGAGGAUACAGCUGGCUCCUAACACGGUUUCUACUCGAUUAAAAACUCGGCCUUUUGAUCUUUGUCAGAAGGAAGAAUCUCAGAAUCUGCAAAAUGAUUCCUUGACAAAGUUAAGUGUGUUGGGUCACAGACGAACCUUAUCAGAUGGGAACAACUUUCAGACCACAGCUAAUGGAUUUGCUUCAACCAAUGUUGACUCCACAUUACCAGUUCUAUCAGUUACUGGAACUCUGCACUCUCCAUCUGUUCAACAAAGAAGCAAUCGCAAUGGUGUUUCAACUGAAAAGCAAAGCGCUGUCAAUAUUAUAUCAAGGCCUCGACCUUCUUCUCUCAGAAGUAAAAUUGAUUCAUGGCAGAUUAUUCCACGUAUUAUUAAACCAAACUCUAAAGACUCUGAAUGUUUAGAGGGCGGUCUAGAUCCAGAUGUUACCUUCUUGCCAGAUACUGAGAAAAGAACUAACUGCCACAUGCCCUCAUUACUUGACAUUGAUGUGGAAGGUCAAAACAGAGACUGUACUGUGCCUUUAUGUAGAAUGAAGAGCAAAACUUGUCGACCAUCUAUAUAUGAACUGGAGAGAGAGUUUCUGUCAUGAGUGCCUUUCGUUUUUAAAAUGUUUGCUUUUUAAAGGGGAACAAAUAUAAAAUUCUUGUCAAUCUGAUGCUUUGUGCUGCUGUUUCCUGAUGUACUGUGACAAAGAGUACCAAAAUUAUUAAAAUGGGCAGCUAAUCAAGAAA